Molecule: messenger RNA, 3162 nt
Organism: Varroa destructor (honeybee mite)
Lineage: Eukaryota; Metazoa; Arthropoda; Arachnida; Mesostigmata; Varroidae
Product: protein croquemort-like
Cellular component (GO): cytoplasm; membrane
Molecular function (GO): scavenger receptor activity
Source: RefSeq, a predicted model, not a curated record
GACGUUUCGGAGAUUCUGACGGAUGCACUCAUGCCAUGCGCACCGUUGUCUCCUUCGAAGUUUCUAUUUAGCCGUGGGCGAUAAAGGCAGGUCAAGACCGUGCCCAGUAACCGAACUAUGCAGAAAAUAAAAAAAAAAAACUUACCAAGGAAAACCUCGAUUAUUCGAGUUCUGGAGAUCAGCUCAGCGACACAGAUCCGCUUGGGGACCGACGAUAUUGACGUGAUCUACAUUCAACCGUCAUCGUCAUGGUCUUCUUUGACCAUUGUUGCAGUUCUCGUCGUCGCUAUACUGGUAGGGAUUACACUCAUCUCUCUGUGGUGGAUUAUUCCAUUAUUCGUUCUACAUGCAGCGGCACGCAAGAUCAUAAUCGUACCGAAAUCAGAGGCGCUUCAGGAUUUCAUCGAAGGAAGAGACCUGUAUCAGCGAAUCUACAUCUUCAACCUUAUGAACCCCGAGGAAGUCUAUAAAGGGCAGAAGCCAAGCAUAUCCCAAAUGGGACCCUACACGUUCAAGUUUCGUAACCAUCGGUCGGUGGCAUUCAAAGGUGAUGACCUUCUGCAAUAUAUCGAUAAGCCCUCGUAUAUCUUCAUGGAAAAAGAAUCCAAAGGGAAGCUCGAAGACAAAGUGACUACUGUUGACCCGCUUGUGGCCUUAGUAACUUUUAGCUCGAAUGUGCCAGAGGCUCUACGGAAACAGAUACUUGGUCCUAAAUUCGGCGAUCGCAAAACGUUCGCGGUAAGGACCGUUCGGCAGCUCCUUUACGAAGGAUACAGAGACGAUAUCCUGGAUUUCAUGAGAGGUACUCUAGGUGUGAAUCUGCCCGACAAGAUGGGAUAUCUAUAUGGUCGUAAUGGUUCCGCAGCUCAAGCGAUUACUAUUAACACAGGAGCGAAGAAUAUUAACGACCUGGGAAAAAUCAUACUCAUAGACGGAAAGAAGCAACUUCCUUUUUACAAGUCGCCAUGCGAUAAGAUUGAAGGAACAAACGGUGAGCGCCAAGCUCAGUUUCCUCCCUCAUCGCCCCCACCAUCGAUCACCGUGUUUAUGCCUUCAUUAUGUAGACCUUGGCGUCUGGAGCUAUCGAACGAAGGCGAAACCGACGUUUAUGGCCUUCAAGUUACGCGAUAUGCUGCUACCAAAAGCACGUUCAGUAUAGGAAAACAUACCGAAAACGCCAUGUGCUCAGAACCUAGGUCAACAGGAAUUGCAGGCACAUUUGAUGCAUCCCUCUGUCACCGAGGCUUGCCAACAGUGCUUAGUCUUCCACAUUUCCUUCACACCGACGCUAAAAAAGACGAUUUUGCGAAGGGUAUAAACCCAGACCCAAGCAUCCAUGAUUUGUAUUUGGACCUGUACGGGCCGGUUGGUGCCACUAUAAAUGCAGCCAUAAGAGUUCAGACGAGCAUUCAAAUCCAAAAAGGACCAAACGACGGUGAACUGCUUGAUACAAUCUUUCCUGUAUUCUGGCAAGAAGUUAUCGUACCCAAUGAAACUCUCAAAGUAAUAGCUAAGAGGCUAAUCUCAAAAGUGCAGAUUCCUCUUAGAUUGUAUCCGUUGAUUGCGCUCAUCAUAGCGAUCAUCUACCUCAUUACAUCGCUACUUCUGGUGGUAUGGCUCAUUCGAAAAGAAAGGGCAAAGAAAAUUCUAAAAAAGUUUCAUAUGUCAACCGGAGACGUAACGUUGUCCGAUUCAUCUGUAUCAGAUUCAUCAGAAUCAAGAACGUUGUCAUGGUACGACAACUUACUUAGUACGGAUCGUGGUCCGGAAAGUCACGCCCAACGGGAAGAACCAGAAGACACAACGGACACAGCUAGGAAGGUGCGCCAUGCACCAACCACCAAAGGUCCCUUGAGAACUGCGGGAAAAACACGUGGUGAUUUUUUAACCCAAACACACACGCGUACACUACAAAUGAGUGCCGGUCAUCGCACAAAAGGACGCCAGAUUGACAGGAAGUUGACGAAGGCGAAAGGUAAACGAAACGAUCUAUCUCCCUCACCAACAUCCCGUUCUAGGUUAAAACGCCAGUCUAAAUUUCGUCGGCGAAGCCGCAAUGUGCUAAAGGCAAAGGCAAAGCAAAAACGAAAGCUAUUCGAAGAACGUGAAUCUGUUGCUCAGGCCGAAAUGAAUAAAAGGACCGGGGAAAAUUUGCUACCAGAUCAAGAUUCAGCGAAGAAGUCGGAAGUACGAACAUCGAUAGAGGAAGAAAAAGCGCAUCAUGACACCGAGGUAAUGUCGGAAAUCCAGGAAGAAUCAAUGAGAAACUUAAGCCCGGGUGGAGAAUCCGAGCAAAAGUCGACAGCAAAGCUAGAAUCGACACCCGCACAAGGAAGUGGACAGGUUUUUUCCGACAACAACAUACAAGACAUAGACGGAAUGUUGUGUAUAUCAGCAAGAGGUUACACAGGAGGAUCCCAUCACUACACACAGCCGCGGAAUCGCCGCAUCUCAAAAAAGGUCUCUCGUCCUAGCAAACUACACACAGAGCUGACGAGUUACACUGGUUCUAAAGGAUCUGAAGUCAUUUUAUUCCGUGAUAUGCUAGGGCUUAGUUUAGCUGACUCAGAAAGAUUGAUAAGCCAUAAUUUCGACGACGUUGAAGAUUUGUCUGGACAGACCCAAUUAGACUUCAAUGAAAGUGAUGACUAGCUGUAAUAAUCGGUAUCUGCGCAAAUGCUGUACAUUACGGCUGGACUAAGCGAAAGCUUUACACCCACCCAGUCCUGCAGCCGAGCAGUGAGUGGGCAUUGAAGAAACUCGCUAGAGCGCUGAGCUUACUAGAACACAGUCGGAAGUACUGGCUUGUCUAGAAGCGGUAGACUAUCAGAGAUGUUUGAAGGAUGCUAUUGAGUGGGUUGACAAGAGGAUAUUCUUGUGCACCUCAUAGCUUAAGCGGUCACUGGCACGCAACGAUGCCAGCGUUUGCACUAGUACUUGUGAUUACUACGCCGUAUAUUUAGGGUGUGGGAACAACUACGUUAUCGAAAUACUGUUAUUUUCCCUGAAUGGUCCUCGUACAUGAGGGCUGGCGUGUUCGAGCAUCAUUUAAGUGAGCUAAUUUACGGUCAAUUGCGAGUACACACCUGAACAUGCAAGACGCAUGAUUUCUUUUGGCUUCGUUCAUUCAAAAAAAUGAAUACUUCCUGCAAAUUGGAAUCA